UUCACUUUUGUGACCCGCUUGGCCAAUGGAGAAUUUAAUUCGAUCGCACCAACAAAUGCUGGAGCUCCUUCCGGAAAAUUGUACCGGAAACUGCGAGGAACGGACAUGCAACAGCGGAGCCGAAGACAUCUACGAAAGUCAAAAGGCUACCAUGCAAGCACCAAUGCAAGCACCGAUACAGGAUGGCAUUGUGCACUCUCCCUACAAGCAAUCCGAGACAGUGCUGUUGUCAUUUGCUGAAUACCUCACAGAAAAACUUCAACCUCACGGAAACAGAAUUGCACUGACCGAUGGAGAGAGGAGCGUUACCUACAAAGAACUUCUGAAGAAAUUUCGUUGCUGCGCCGCCAUGUUUCAAGCUCACAAUGUAGGUCCUGGUGACAAAGUCUACUGUCAUUUCGCAAACAGCAUCGAUGGUUUUGUGGCGCUCUACAGCAUCGGCAUGACCGGGGCUACCGUUGUCCUGAGUGACCCAGAAUACAAAGAAGGAGAGGUUCAAGAGCACAUGAAAAACUGUGACGCUACACACGUGGUGACUGACCUUUGCCAUUCCAUCAAGUUCAGUCCUAGAGACCAAGGAACUAGCAUAAAGGCAUAUUUUGCUGUUGGUGACGUGCCUGGAUUUAUUUCAAUUUCUAACUUUGACACAUAUAAUGAAGAGGAUUACCAGGAGGUGAGAAGGUGCCCCGGACGCAUCCUGGUCAUGACAUACACCUCUGGUACAACUGGUCAAACCAAAAACGUUGAAAUCGCGGAAAAUCGAUUUCUUCAGAAAGCCUGCGGAAUGGAAAUUACCGGCCUGUACAGCGCAGACGACGUCUGUCUCGCCUGCGAAUACAUCACCAUACACGUGGCAUUUUCCUUCAACUUCAAAUUGAUAUGCUGUGGGGCCCGCUUGGUGAUCAGUGACAAGUACUGGUCUGUACCGGACUUUAUUUCUACGACCAAAAAUGAAAAGGUGUCCCUUGUUAUGACGACCCCUUCGGUGCUGUAUCUAGUGGCAAGUGCACUAGCGGCUACAGGUACAAGAGUUCCUUCGCUGAAGAAGGUGGUCAGCUUAGGAGCAAGUCUGCCGAAGAGCACAGCGGUGCUCGUGGUGUCGGCGUUGAAGCCUGUGGAAUUCAAGAAUAUCUAUGGCCUGUCUGAGGCCAGUGGAGACGUCUGCUGCCCCCCAGCUGGUCAGUUGUGCUUCGACAGCGUGGGCUUUCCUGUUCCCGAUACGCAGGUGAAGAUCAUUGAUCCGGAGUCCCAGAGGACGAUGCCCCCGCUGGAACGUGGUGAAAUAAUGGUGCGCUCGCCGAACGUUAUGGUAGGCUACUACAAUCACGGCGAGGCAACAGCUGCCGCUAUCGACGCGGACGGCUGGCUGCGCACAGGUGAUGUGGGCUACUACGACCACUCUGGGCGACUAUUUGUGACCGAGCGGCUGAAGAGCGUCAUCAAGUGUUUCGACACCAAUGUGGAGCCCUUCGAGGUGGAGCAAUGCGUUCUCGAGCUUGAGUGGGUGGCCGAAGUAGCCGUGCUGGGUGUGGCGCACCCGAUUCUCGGAGGGGCACCAGCCGCCAUUGUUGUCCUGCGACCAAAAUGGAAGGCGGAGGAACGCGGCCCCAUUGCACAGCAGAUCAAAGAACACGUGGCAGAGAAAUUGGCUUUUUACAAGAGACUACACGGCGGGAUAGCCUUCGCUGAAGAGCUGCCCAAAACCACAAGAGGCAAAGUAGUGAAGCGCCUUCUGAUGACGGAGAUUCGUAAAGCUUAGGAAUGCUGGAAAGAUUUAUUGAAUGCUGUUGAGAAGAUGCAGACGUGUUUGUUCUGAUCUACUUUACUUACAAGUCACCGCUA
Molecule: messenger RNA, 1842 nt
Organism: Dermacentor silvarum
Lineage: Eukaryota; Metazoa; Arthropoda; Arachnida; Ixodida; Ixodidae
Exons: 11
Coding region: 26-1759 (577 amino acids)
Molecular function (GO): CoA-ligase activity
Source: RefSeq, a predicted model, not a curated record